AUGGCAGCAACCGUUCCUUUCUCUCUGCUAAGGAACUGCGCGCCAUUGAAACUAGCAACACCCUUCGCUCGCAAAGCCUCCAACUUUAAUCUCCUUUUCCCUCUUCAACCACGCAGGUUGGGCUUUUGUACUCAUGCCACAAAUAAUGAAGAGGCUGCAGCAAAAGCAGCUGCUGUUAAUUUUGAUAGUGAAGCUCCAACAAUAUUUGAUAAAAUCAUCAACAAGGAAAUCCCUUCUAGUAUUGUUUACGAGGAUGAAAAGGUUCUGGCAUUUAGAGAUAUUAAUCCACAGGCUCCAGUUCAUGUUCUAGUCAUUCCAAAAUUUAGAGAUGGAUUAACACAACUUGGGAAGGCUGAUAGCAGACAUGGGGAAAUAUUGGGUCAACUUCUCUAUGCUGCCAAAAUAGUAGCUGAGAAAGAAGGUAUCGUCGAUGGAUUUCGAGUCGUCAUCAACAAUGGUCCAAGUGCAUGUCAAUCUGUGUAUCAUCUGCACUUGCAUGUAUUAGGUGGGAGACAGAUGAAUUGGCCACCAGGUUGA
Messenger RNA from Sphenostylis stenocarpa, 537 nucleotides. The record is from the annotation of a GenBank genome assembly. NCBI's taxonomy places the organism in Eukaryota, Viridiplantae, Streptophyta, Magnoliopsida, Fabales, Fabaceae.